AUGGUCACGUGAUAGGUAUAUCAACCGGUCACCAUGUUGAGUGUGUUUGGGAGGACGUGUUCAAGUAUUUUAAAGACCACAAAACCUGCAGCAUCUCUAUCUAAAAUACAAGAAACUACUUUUAAAAUCAUUCCAACUUUAUGUUCCACAAAUAAAAAAUAUGCAACAGCAGCAGCAAAGCCAGGCCACAACUAUGGAAAAAUUGUGGCAGUUAUUGGGGCCGUCGUUGAUGUGCAGUUUGAAGACGAUUUGCCCCCUAUUCUUAAUGCCCUGGAGGUUGAAGGUCGAAAACCAAAGUUAAUUUUAGAAGUUGCCCAACAUUUAGGUGAAAACACUGUUCGAACAAUCGCCAUGGAUGGAACAGAAGGUUUAGUCCGAGGCAACAAAGUUCUGGACACUCAGUCUCCUAUUAAGAUUCCCGUAGGACCAGAAACGCUAGGUCGUAUCAUCAAUGUUAUUGGAGAACCCAUUGACGAGCGAGGACCUGUCACCACAGACAAGUACUCUGCUAUUCACCAAGAAGCUCCAGAGUUUGUAGAAAUGAGUGUAGAACAAGAAAUCCUCGUCACAGGGAUCAAAGUUGUAGACUUACUGGCUCCCUACUCUAAAGGAGGAAAGAUUGGUAAGCAUGUACCUAAAAAUGGACCUACUGCUAAACGUCAGAUCAAUCGACUUUUGUUUGAAGUGUACCGAAUGUGGUCGUCUGGUGUUAUUAGUUUAAAAGACAAAACUUCUAAGGUGUCUCUAGUGUAUGGUCAGAUGAAUGAACCCCCUGGUGCUCGUGCUCGGGUGGCUCUAACUGGCCUAACUGUUGCAGAGUAUUUCAGAGACCAAGAGGGUCAAGAUGUAUUGCUUUUUAUCGACAACAUUUUUAGGUUCACCCAAGCUGGAUCGGAGGAUGUAUUCAUUGUUUUAUUGUUUCUCCAGGCUAUCUACGUGCCCGCUGAUGACUUAACUGAUCCUGCCCCUGCCACGACAUUCGCUCACUUGGACGCUACCACCGUGCUGUCUCGUGGUAUCGCAGAGUUGGGCAUCUACCCUGCUGUUGACCCACUAGACUCGACCUCCCGUAUUAUGGACCCCAACAUCGUUGGUAAAGAGCACUAUGACGUGGCCCGUGGUGUACAGAAGAUUUUACAGGACUACAAAUCCCUGCAGGACAUCAUUGCCAUCCUUGGAAUGGACGAACUGUCUGAAGAAGACAAACUGACCGUUUCACGUGCAAGAAAAAUUCAGCGUUUCUUGUCGCAGCCUUUCCAAGUAGCCGAGGUAUUCACUGGGCAAGCAGGAAAGUUUGUACCACUUGCUGAAACUAUCAAAGGCUUCAAAAUGAUUUUGGAAGGUGAAAUGGACCAUUUACCAGAAGUAGCCUUCUACAUGGUGGGACCACUUGAAGAAGUUAUCAGCAAAGCUGAGAGACUAGCAGAGGAAUCUUAAUUUUAAAUCCUUGUUUAGUGUUAGUUCAGGCCACACCAGAAUCGAUCAAUAGUUGGAAUUAUCAUACGAGUUGUUUAUAUAUCAGGCUGGAUUAAAAUAUUUUAAAUAAUUUUUUCAUUUUGAUAAUCUACAGAUAGAAGAACUGUAUGUUAGUAAUGAAUAAAACAGUUGAUUUUGGUCUGAA
This is a messenger RNA of Limulus polyphemus (Atlantic horseshoe crab), 1621 nucleotides long. RefSeq names its product ATP synthase subunit beta, mitochondrial-like. The transcript is spliced from 8 exons. The record is from RefSeq and is a predicted model, not a curated record. Gene Ontology annotation, molecular function: ATP binding. NCBI's taxonomy places the organism in Eukaryota, Metazoa, Arthropoda, Merostomata, Xiphosura, Limulidae. Bases 34 to 1437 code for a protein of 467 amino acids. Gene Ontology annotation, biological process: proton transmembrane transport; proton motive force-driven mitochondrial ATP synthesis.